Coregonus clupeaformis (lake whitefish) is the source of this 1255-nucleotide messenger RNA. RefSeq lists its product as uncharacterized. Gene Ontology annotation, molecular function: catalytic activity. The coding region runs from base 108 to 1148 and encodes 346 amino acids. NCBI's taxonomy places the organism in Eukaryota, Metazoa, Chordata, Actinopteri, Salmoniformes, Salmonidae. The record is from RefSeq and is a predicted model, not a curated record. The transcript is spliced from 6 exons.
UUCUGGGGGUGAACUUGCGAGGUGCUGCACAUUAUUAGUAAACAUUGGAACGUUUGUUGAUAGGUAGACCGCGAGACUGUUUUUAUUUUACGUGGUUUUGUUUAUAGAUGUGCCUAAGGAACAUUCACUUUGGAAUUAGGGAUACUUUUGUUCCUGUGAGCUUCAGCAGUUUCUAUUUUUGCUUGUCAAGCACAACUAUGGGUCUCCGAGCGUGUCAGAGUACGACACGUGUUUUGUUAGCUAGAAAUCUGAGCUGGCAAGCUGCUACUGCCGUAGACCGGUUACUUGGAAAAAAGUAUUCUGAGAAAAAUAGCCCUUACAGUACUUCAGCCGGAAAGGAAUCGGAGAAAGUCGCCGGGCGGACUGUGGUGACGGAGAGGAGGGGGUCAGUGGUCACCGUGGCGAUCAACCGCCCCGAGGUGCGGAACGCGGUGAACCAGGAGACGGCUGGACGGCUGCUGGACGAGCUCACGGCCUUCGACAGUGACCCCGCCCUGACUGUAGCAGUGCUCCAUGGCAACGGAGGGAAUUUCUGUGCUGGUUACGAUCUGAAAGAGCUGGCCCAUCACACUGCCUCCCUCAAAUUGGAGCAAGAUGUCACCAAAGGUCCUGCUCCUAUGGGUCCCUCCCGACUGGUGUUGUCCAAGCCGUUGAUAGCAGCGGUCAGUGGCUACGCGGUGGCCGGAGGGCUGGAGCUGGCUCUGUUGGCUGACCUGAGAGUGGUGGAGGAGAGCGCUGUCAUGGGGGUGUUCUGUCGCAGAUUUGGCGUCCCCCUGAUUGAUGGGGGCACAGUCCGGCUCCCCCGUCUCAUUGGUCUCUCCCGGGCUCUGGACUUGAUUCUGACUGGACGGCCCAUUGGUGCACAGGAGGCCUUAGCCUUCGGAUUGGCUAACAGAGUGGUACCGGAUGGCCAAGUUCUGCAGGCAGCCCUGGAGCUAGCUGAGCAGAUCAGCACCUUCCCCCAGCAGUGCAUGCGUGCAGACCGCUCCUCUGCCAUCUACAGUGCCUACGACGCUCCCUCCUUCAGCCUGGCCAUGCAGUACGAGAUGGACCAUGGAGCACCAAUCAUCCAGGCUGAGUCUGUCGCCGGGGCAACCAGGUUCAGCUCAGGGACAGGAAGAGGCGGGAAAUUCUCCUCAAAGCGCUAGUAACACUUUAUUUAGGUAUGCUUAUAAACAUGACUACAUAGUGUAUGCCUAUGUACACUACAUGACCAAAAGUAUGUGGACACCUGCUCGUUGAACAUCUCAUUCCA